AUGGUGCAAGAACUUUCGGAGUCGGCGAAUGGAACCUUUGCACCAGAUGCCCCUGCACACCGCCUUGGCAUUGUGUCGGUCCCAAAGGAAAGGUCUACGUACACUUCCAGGGACUGGGCUUUCGCCUAUGCAAACCCCAACCUCACCAUAGUUCCUGGCACACCCUACUCAGCCAAUAUUGCCCAUAUCCAAAAGACGUCCCUCGAUGCAUCCCUUCGCCCUUGGUCAGACCAGCUGGAGGGUGCAACGGCAUGCCGUCUUACCCAACUCACUGAUGGCCUUGCACCCACAGCUCAACGUAGGAUCCGUUAUUAUCAUACCGACGUGGACUCAAGAACCCGUCCCAAGGCCCUAGCAAAGCAGCUCAACAUCUCCAUGGCCAGCAUCUUCCAACUUACGUGGGCCUUGGUGCUCCGGUCCUACACUAAUCUCCAGGACAUAUGUUUUGGCCGUGUUUGCUCAGAAAGAGAUAUCGAGCUUGAUGGCAUCACAGACGCUGUAGGGCCAUUCAUCAACACCCUGAUCUCCUGCAUAGUCUUUGGUAGAGGGGAUAAAGCUGCCGCAAUGCUCAAACAGCUGUUUUCCACGUAUCUGGACAGUCUACCGCACCAGCAUGCGUCGUUGACUGAUAUCACGCACACACUCAAGAUGCCUGGUGGGAAGCUAUUCAACGCAGCCUUUUCAUUCUUUAAGAUCUCCCAGUCCAAUGGUUCUGCCAAGGCUCAGGGCCUUCCACUCUCGUUCCGCUCCAUUGGGGGAGCUGAUCCCACAGAGAGCCUAUUUUGGGCUCUUGGUGCUAUUCAAGUCACUCCAUCAUAUGCCAUCAAGAUUCUCGAUCUUGUGCCCGCGCAUCACAUAGAUCAGCUCAAGUCGUGGGUCAAUCGUCUCCCUCCCAUCGUCGACAGACGUGUUCACGACCUAUUCGAGGACGUGGUCCGCAGCACACCAAUAGCACCUGCUAUCCACGCGUGGGAUGGGGACUUGACGUACGCCGAGCUGGACAGGGACUCAUCACGUCUGGCUGGUCUUCAUCUCAGGCAAAGUGCCAAGCCUGAUACUUUCAUUGCUGUCUGCUUUGAGAAAUCAGCGUGGGCCGCCAUUGCGUAUCUCACCAUCAUCAAGGCAGGCACUGCGCUUAUGCAGAAGCGCCCAUAG
Molecule: messenger RNA, 1155 nt
Organism: Fusarium proliferatum ET1
Lineage: Eukaryota; Fungi; Ascomycota; Sordariomycetes; Hypocreales; Nectriaceae
Exons: 3
Coding region: 1-1155 (384 amino acids)
Biological process (GO): secondary metabolite biosynthetic process; amino acid activation for nonribosomal peptide biosynthetic process
Cellular component (GO): cytoplasm
Molecular function (GO): catalytic activity; phosphopantetheine binding
Source: RefSeq, a predicted model, not a curated record